UUGCUGCUAGCUUGUUGCGGACGGAAGCAGCCGUUAGCUUCGUUAGCUGCAUUAGCUCGCUGUGUGUGUGUGUCGGUACUUCACGGCUGUUAGUAGUUCUCAUCAUGGCGUACCAGCUGUACAGAAACACCACGCUGGGAAACAGUCUGCAGGAGAGUCUGGACGAGCUCAUACAGACUCAGCAGAUCACUCCUCAGCUGGCUCUACAGGUUCUGCUCCAGUUCGAUAAAGCCAUCAACACGGCGCUCGCCAACCGAGUCCGAAACAGAGUCAACUUCAGGGGCUCUCUGAACACCUACCGGUUCUGCGACAACGUGUGGACGUUUGUCCUGAAUGACGUGGAGUUCAGAGAGGUGACCGACCUGGUUAAAGUCGACAAAGUGAAGAUCGUCGCCUGUGACGGAAAGAGCGAGUCGACCCAGAACAAAACGGACAAAUGACUCGGGCGCCGCAGAGUGACGUCGGUCUCUGAGUUCCUCCGUCAGCUGAUCUGGACUGUACAUAUAAUUUAUUACAGCACAGUCGUAUGAGUGUGUGUGUUUAGGUGUGUGUGUGUGUGUGUGUGAGUUUGUUUACCUGCAGCAGUUUUUUUUAUCAUCAUCAGUUUAAAGGAAGUUUGUGUUCAGUUUGUUGUUAUGAAGCUGAAUCAUCUGUAAUAAAAACUUUAUUUAAAACACUCA
Stegastes partitus (bicolor damselfish) is the source of this 680-nucleotide messenger RNA. RefSeq names its product general transcription factor IIA, 2 (gene gtf2a2). Gene Ontology annotation, cellular component: transcription factor TFIIA complex. Bases 105 to 440 code for a protein of 111 amino acids. The record is from RefSeq and is a predicted model, not a curated record. The transcript is spliced from 4 exons. Lineage: Eukaryota; Metazoa; Chordata; Actinopteri; Pomacentridae. Gene Ontology annotation, biological process: transcription initiation at RNA polymerase II promoter.